AUGUGGAUCGGCCCUCCUAUAUGUUGUGAAGUGGAUGACUCUCCUAUGUGUUGUGAAGUGGAUGACUCUCCUAUGUGUUGUGAAGUGGAUGACUCUCCUAUGUGUUGUGAAGUGGAUGACUCUCCUAUGUGUUGUGAAGUGGAUGACCCUCCUAUGUGUUGUGAAGUGGAUGACUCUCCUAUGUGUUGUGAAGUGGAUGGCCCUCCUAUGUGUUGUGAAGUGGAUGACUCUCCUAUGUGUUGUGAAGUGGAUGACCCUCCUAUGUGUUGUGAAGUGGAUGACUCUCCUAUGUGUUGUGAAGUGGAUGACCCUCCUAUGUGUUGUGAUGUGGAUGACUCUCCUAUGUGUUGUGAAGUGGAUGACUCUCCUAUGUGUUGUGAAGUGGAUGACCCUCCUAUGUGUUGUGAAGUGGAUGACUCUCCUAUGUGUUGUGAAGUGGAUGACUCUCCUAUGUGUUGUGAAGUGGAUGACCCUCCUAUGUGUUGUGAAGUGGAUGACUCUCCUAUGUGUUGUGAAGUGGAUGACUCUCCUAUGUGUUGUGAAGUGGAUGACCCUCCUAUGUGUUGUGAAGUGGAUGACCCUCCUAUGUGUUGUGAAGUGGAUGACCCUCCUAUGUGUUGUGAUGUGGAUGACUCUCCUAUGUGUUGUGAAGUGGAUGACCCUCCUAUGUGUUGUGAUGUGGAUGACUCUCCUAUGUGUUGUGAAGUGGAUGACCCUCCUAUGUGUUGUGAAGUGGAUGACCCUCCUAUGUGUUGUGAAGUGGAUGACCCUCCUAUGUGUUGUGAAGUGGAUGACCCUCCUAUGUGUUGUGAUGUGGAUGACCCUCCUAUAUGUUGUGAAGUGGAUGACUCUCCUAUGUGUUGUGAAGUGGAUGACUCUCCUAUGUGUUGUGAAGUGGAUGACCCUCCUAUGUGUUGUGAUGUGAAUGGCCCUCCUAUGUGUUGUGAAGUGGAUGACCCUCCUAUGUGUUGUGAAGUGGAUGACCCUCCUAUGUGUUGUGAUGUGGAUGACUCUCCUAUGUGUUGUGAUGUGGAUCGGCCCUCCUAUGUGUUGUGA
This is a messenger RNA of Oncorhynchus mykiss (rainbow trout), 1056 nucleotides long. The record is from RefSeq and is a predicted model, not a curated record. Lineage: Eukaryota; Metazoa; Chordata; Actinopteri; Salmoniformes; Salmonidae.